This is a messenger RNA of Lemur catta (Ring-tailed lemur), 1257 nucleotides long. Its product is annotated as histone H1.8. Gene Ontology annotation, cellular component: nucleosome. Gene Ontology annotation, molecular function: DNA binding. The transcript has 9 exons. The record is from RefSeq and is a predicted model, not a curated record. Lineage: Eukaryota; Metazoa; Chordata; Mammalia; Primates; Lemuridae. The coding region runs from base 1 to 1257 and encodes 418 amino acids. Gene Ontology annotation, biological process: nucleosome assembly.
AUGGUGUGGUUGGAUUGUGGGAUUCAGGAGGGAAAGAGGCUCCGUCCAACCAAGCUGGGCAGCCUCCAGCUGCUACAUUCUGAGAAACUGAGGCCGGCGGUGGCCUGCAAACAGGAGCAUACACUGGGGUCGCCUGCUGCCCACCUGGUGGGAUUAGAGGGCCUGGGCAGCCCCCCUGACAACACAGCUGCAGCUGCCUGUGUGAUCACUUCUGGGGGCAUCACCAGCGAAACCUCGACCUCCUCGACUUCCAUGGCAGGAUCAUCCGGAUCUCCUGGGUCUGAAAAGCCAGGGCCUGGGGGCGGGGGUCUCCCCCCCAACCCCACCUCCCACGGGGCCAUGCUGGUGGCCCGCCGCAACCCCCCAACGCUGCACAUGGUGCUGGAGGCCCUGCAGGAGGGGGAGCAGCGCCGGGGCAUGUCCGUGGUGGCCAUCAAGCGCUACAUUCUGCACAAGUACCCGACGGUGGACAUCACCCGCUUCAAGUACCUGCUGAAGCAGGCCCUGGCCACGGGCAUGCAUCGCGGCCUCCUCACCAGGCCGCUCAACUCCAAGGCCAAGGGGGCCACCGGCAGCUUCAGGUUAGUUCCUAAGCACAAGAGGAAAAUCCGGCCCAGGAGGACGGCUGCCUCGGUGGCCCCCGGGGGAGCUGGGGAGGCCAAGGAGAAGGUCCCCAAGAAACCAAGCACAGCAAAGAAGGGCCCUCCCAGCUUGGGCAAGGUGGAAAGGGCAGCGGAGAAGCCUGGAGAGGUGAGGAAGGUGCCUCCCAAACCAUGUGCAGCCAAGCAGAAGGCCCCCAAGAAAGGCAACAAGGCCAAGGACAUCAAGGCAAAACCGGUUGAGGCUACAAAGGCCCCCCCAAAGCCAGACAAGACCACAGGGGCCCCUUCCAAUGCCAGCGGGCUCAGCAAAAAGUCAAAGGUCAAAGGCAGUAGGAACGGCCAAGGAGAUGCCGAGGCCCACAGGAAAAUCAAGUCUGAGAGUAAGAGCUCAAGACCCGCAGUCGGCAAGGGCAAGACUGGGGCUGCUUCCCCAGCCAGGAAGAAGACGUUGGCCAAGGCCCCUCAAGGGGCAGCUGCCCAGGGGUCUAGGGAGGGACCAAACGCCAGGGCAGCUUUUCCUGCUAAGGGCAGUGGGUCCAAGAUGGCACCUGCACACCUGGCCACGAAGACGGAGGUCCCCAUGGCCCCGAGAAAGCCUGGGCAGCCCGUUAAGGCCGCGGCAUCCAAGGUGCUUAGCAAGAGGGCCGAAGCCUAG